This is a messenger RNA of Spirodela intermedia, 1218 nucleotides long. Lineage: Eukaryota; Viridiplantae; Streptophyta; Magnoliopsida; Alismatales; Araceae. The record is from the annotation of a GenBank genome assembly.
AUGGAGGGAGGGAUCACGCUGCCGUUUUCGUCUACUUCCGUCGCGGAGAUCCCCGCGUCCUGCUGCUCCGACGAGGUCGCCGGCGCGGGGAAAUCCUCGUCCACGGCGGCCGGUGUUUCGGCCGACUUGAUGGACCUCCAGAGACGGCAGAUCUUGCGCGAACUCCAGGUCACUGUCGACCGCUACAACGACUCCUUCCGAUCUCUCAGUCUCAUGCUCGCCGACCUUGAGCUUCUCCGUCAAGAAAAUCUCGCGCUGAGGGCGGAGAACCUCGAGUUCUCUCUCUUCUUGGAGGAGGAGAGGAACAAUGUGCUGGCGGCGAAUCCUGAGAGCUGUGGGGUCCUAGAUCCCAGAUCGACCGUCCCACAGAUCGGUAUGGAUGAGAAUUUGCCCCCAGGAGACGGAAUUAUCCCUAGGAACGAGAAGACUGGGGUUCUUGGCGUCGUGCCAAAGAGCAUCUCGAUCCGUUCCAAGGGCUUUCUGGCGGUGGAUCAUGCAUCUGGUAGAAGCGGCGGGACAGCAGAGGACGUGAGCGCGAGCGGCAAUGUAAUUACGCGCCAUUCUCAGCCGCAGCCUCUGGCUUCCGUACAGGUAAAGGUCGUAGGAGCCAUGUUUCCAGAUCCUCAGUAAUAUCUAAAACAAAAUACAAACAAAGAAAACUAGACGUCCGAUCGUUGGCCCCUCAGGUUUUAGUCUCAGAUUUCAGUUGGCAUCGACUCCCGACCUCUAUCUGGAAGUUCAGCUUUCACUUUCUGUAUCUUUAAAAAUGUUUGGCGCCUAUUCCGUGUGGUUUUAAUGAGUUCAUUCCACACCUAGGAUCUCGUCUCUAUUGCGUUGGGAAGAAAAAUAAGGACUAAAAGUCCGACGUCAUUAUUUUUUUCUGUGAAUUUGUCUCUUAUUGACGACUUUGCCCGGUGUUUGUCAUUUGUUGGACUAAUGGAGCAGGUUGGAGAAGCAGACGGUAUGGGCAUUUCUGUAGAAGUGUUCAACCAAGGAAUGGCCAAGACCGAGCUCUGCAACAAGUGGGAGGAGAUGGGAUGGUGCCCCUACGGGGAUCAGUGCCAGUUCGCUCACGGUGUGGAUGAACUUCGUCCGGUGAUUCGCCAUCCCCGGUACAAGACUCAGCUCUGCCGCAUGAUCGGCGGCCCUGGCGGUUGCCCAUAUGGCCACAGGUGUCAUUUCCGUCACGCCCACCUCCAUACGCAGAACAGCCAAUAA